CCACUUUUAUACACACCAAAUUUGCACAACACACAGUACGCGCGCCCCGCAGUAGAAAACUAUCAAGCCAUUUUUUUUUUUUUCCAAUGCCACCUUUUGCCAUUAAUGAGAAUAUAUUUCAAGCUUUUGCUUUUCUCCACUCUUCUUCUUCUCCUUCUUCCUCAUUGAUUUGACUCAUUUUCUCUUCCCAUUUCUUUUUUCUCUCGCCUCUUCAUCUUCAUUAAUCAUCUCCCACACACUUACCAAGAACACUAGUAAAGUAUCAAACGUCAAUCUCUCUCUGUUUCUUUUUUCUUUUCCUUCUUUUGUUCAGUUCUAUUCAGCCCAGGAUCAGGCUUUUUGGGUGGGGGUUGGAGGGCAGGUGUCAUAUUUUUAAGGGGUUGUUUUGAUUUGUUUAGGGCUUUUUGGUUGUCGGUUCGGUGGAUUUUGGUGGUAUGUAAGGAUGAGUACUGCACAGGAGAAGCCUGUGGUGCGGAGUGAUGGGGAGCAUGUUGCUAUUUCUCUUAAGGCUGAUGACCAAUUCAAUAUAACUGAAGAAAAGACCCAUGCUCAUCAUUGGAAGAAAAAUAAUCUCUCUCUACAAAUACCCUCAAGAUCAUUGGAAGAGACCUCUGAGGAUGCUGUUUUGAUAAAGAUGCCUCCAACUCCUAGUCCGAAUCCUAGAAAAGUGAACUUUCUCUUGACACCGAAUAUUGCAGAUGUUAGAACUGCUGGGUCCCCUGGCCCUUCAUCAUCUAGAAGCAAAUCGUCCUUAAAGACUUUAUUAACAAAAGUAAGCUUCAAAUAUCGAAGUUAUAAUUCAGAUGUCGAGAAGACGCCCAAUGUAGCUCCAGAAGCUUCACCUCCCCUUCUACGAGAAAAGGCUUCAAUAUCAAGGUCAUUGUCGCUCACAAAGAUAUUUACUCCUAAGAUAAAGAGAACAUCGUCACUGCCUGUAACUUCGAUUACACAUGCAAACUCCAUGCCUACAUGUGGUGAAAGUGUUGGUAGCUUACAGACUUCAAGUAGUACGGAAUCCCAUUGCCAUAUAUCUCGUUCUCUUUCAGUACCCGCAAACAACAAGGACGGAAGCAUAAGGAGAAUGGAUUCAUUUUUCCGAGUUAUUCCUUCAACACCCCGAGUAAGGGAAGGGGAUGACUUGUCAACUGCAUCUCCAAUUGCUGACCCUGAAGACAGCAAUGCUGAUGGUGAAGACAUUCCUGAAGAGGAGGCUGUUUGUCGAAUAUGUUUGGUUGAACUGUGUGAAGGAGGCGAAACAUUAAAGAUGGAGUGCAGCUGUAAGGGUGAACUUGCUCUGGCCCACAAAGACUGUGCUAUAAAGUGGUUCACUAUCAAAGGUAACAAGACCUGUGAUGUGUGUCGACAAGAGGUUCAGAACCUACCCGUGACUCUCUUAAGAAUCCAAAGUACUGCACAUAAUAUGGCCGGUAUUCGAGCUCUACAUGGAGAUCUUAAUGGAUAUAGGGUUUGGCAGGAGGUACCGGUGCUUGUAAUUGUCAGCAUGCUUGCCUACUUUUGUUUUCUUGAGCAGCUUCUGGUUGGCAGAAUGGGUACUGGUGCUAUUGCUAUAUCUCUUCCAUUUUCUUGUGUACUGGGUCUCCUGGCAUCCAUGACCUCAUCGACCAUGGUGAGGAGAAGAUUUGUCUGGGUUUACGCGACAAUACAAUUUGCUCUGGUGGUUCUCUUCGCCCAUAUAUUUUAUUCUGUGGUUGGCGUGCAAGCAGUUCUCUCAGUUCUCCUCGCAACAUUUGCCGGAUUUGGUGUUGCAAUGAGCGGGAGCUCAAUUCUCGUCGAGAUCCUAAGAUGGAGGAGAAGAUGGCAAGCUAGAUCACAGCAUUUGCAAAUGAUGGCACAACCUGGUCGAUUCCCAAGACCUGCAGCUCCAUUGAGGACAUUGACACCACCCCAACCUCCCAAUGAUCAGCAGCAAAGUGGACAGGGAAGUUCAGAAACUUUCCAUGGGAGCUGAAAUUGAGUCAAACCAAAUAGGUUUCUUGUGUCUGAUCUGGUUGAAGUCAAAACUAAGAUGAAUCCGAUCAGUCAAUCAAUGAUCUUUUCUGCUUGUGUAUCAUAAUAUAUAAAUUUCAAUAGGGUCUAAAAAGGUUUCUUUUUGAGUUAUAAGCUGAUUGAUAAAAGAGGGUUUCCAACAAAUUUAUUAUGCCUGUUUGGUUUUAUUAGGGUUCUUCUCAAUUUCAGAUCUCUUGCCAUGGAGAUUUUCUUACACAUAUUAUACUGUCAAUUGACUACAGUUUAUUUGGGUUUGUAUCUACAAACAGGAAUGAAGAGUGAAUUGCUCUCUGUACUAUUGUGGUGGUGCAUUUAAGUU
Messenger RNA from Carica papaya (papaya), 2326 nucleotides. Its product is annotated as RING/U-box superfamily protein. Gene Ontology annotation, molecular function: zinc ion binding. NCBI's taxonomy places the organism in Eukaryota, Viridiplantae, Streptophyta, Magnoliopsida, Brassicales, Caricaceae. The record is from RefSeq and is a predicted model, not a curated record.